GCGCCUAUGAUCAGCCUGUCCCUCCUGGCGUCGUGGUCGAGCCGCCGCCAAGGAAGCCGCCGUGCUGCCCCAUCCAGAUGGCGAUCUUCACCAUCAACCUGCUCAUCGGCCUCGCGUGGUCCUCGACCAUGCCUCUCUGGGCGGCCGACGGCCCGCUCGACGACUGGAAGCUCUUUGUGAAGAUCUGCACGAUGUGGUGCCUCAGCUACAUCAUGGUGCACGUGGGCUACGAGUUCGACAUCGACAAGACGCGCCUCGGAUCGUACGCCAAGGACUACUUCGUCGCGAUGACGGCGGCCUCCUUCCCGUGGGCCUUUGUGGCGCUCUGGUUCAUCUUCGCGCUCCCCACGCCGCUGGACUGGGUGGACGCGCUGCUGGCGGCGCGCUUCGCGGCGCCGACGUCGGCGGGCAUCCUCUUCUCGAUGCUCGAGGCCGCGGGCAUGAAGGAGACGUGGCUCUUCAAGAAGGCGCGCAUCCUCGCCAUCUUCGACGACCUCGACACGAUCCUCCUCAUGAUCCCGCUCAAGAUCCUCGUCGUCGGCGCAAAGUGGGAGCUCGCCAUCGAUCUCACCAUCAUCAUCUUCCUCCUCGUCGUCCUCUACGUCUUCCUCCACGCCGUGCGCAUCCCAAACUCGUGGCAGUUCACCAUGCUCUACGCCUCGCUCGUCACCAUCUUUUGCGAGCUCCUCCACUUCUUCACGCACGACUGCCGCAUCGACUCGGGCGAGAAGAUCGACACGGUCCACCUCGAGGUCCUCCUCCCCGCCUUCACCAUCGGCUGCAUCGCGCGCGCCGGCCGGCACACAAACAUGCCGCAGCCGGGCCGCGCGCUCGGCGACCGCUCCCACUCCUUCUUCAUGCGGGCGAGGGCGACGCCGUCGAUCAUCGCGGAGCGCGUCUCGCGCAUCGACGAGCACAAGGUGAACACGAUCAUCUCGGCAACUUUCAUGCUCUUCGUCGGCCUCUCCAUGCCGCCCCUCGUCGACGUCGACGACGGCGAUGGCAGCCACCGCAUGCUGGCGGUCGACGAGGGCUGCGGCGGCGACGAGAGCCACCGCAUGCUCGCGGCCACCAAGUACAACGGCACCGACCCCUCCGAGGAGGAGACGAUGGCGGCGGGCACGCUGAUCUUCCACGUCGCGAUGGUCUCCCUCCUCAUGAUCGUCGGCAAGAUGUUCCCCUGCUGCGUCUACCGCGACGAGGCCAACUUCAAGACGCGCCUCGCGCUCUCGCUCGGCAUGUGCCCGCGCGGGGAGGUUGGCGCCGGCGUGAUCGUCAUCUCGCUCGCCUUCGGGAUCGAGGGCGACGCCAUCUCGAUCGCGGUCAUCGCCCUCGCGGUGAACCUUAUCCUCUCCUCCCUCUUCAUCCUCGCCGUCAAGUCGCUCGCCGGCACCGAAGGGGAGGGCGUCGCGCUCGAAGCAAAGCCGACGGUGGGCGGAGCAGAGCCUGCGGAGCUCGACACGGUGGCGACCGCGUCCAACGGGUCGGCCGAAAAGGGCUCGGGCGAGCCCGGCGUGGGGUGGAGUCAGGAGGCCUAGAGCGGCCGCCCUGGGCAGCGACUAGGCGCCGCU
Molecule: messenger RNA, 1571 nt
Organism: Emiliania huxleyi CCMP1516
Lineage: Eukaryota; Haptophyta; Isochrysidales; Noelaerhabdaceae
Exons: 3
Coding region: 78-1538 (486 amino acids)
Source: RefSeq, a predicted model, not a curated record